This is a messenger RNA of Daphnia pulex (common water flea), 5714 nucleotides long. RefSeq names its product gamma-aminobutyric acid receptor subunit beta-like. Gene Ontology annotation, biological process: chemical synaptic transmission; nervous system process; signal transduction. Lineage: Eukaryota; Metazoa; Arthropoda; Branchiopoda; Diplostraca; Daphniidae. The record is from RefSeq and is a predicted model, not a curated record. Gene Ontology annotation, molecular function: chloride channel activity; neurotransmitter receptor activity; GABA-A receptor activity. Gene Ontology annotation, cellular component: synapse; membrane; neuron projection. The transcript is spliced from 9 exons. Bases 1342 to 2841 code for a protein of 499 amino acids.
GCUGGGCUGGGCAUCAAGACAUGAUAUACGUACAGGCGCAGAUGCCGCCUUUUAGAUCCGAGUCACGACGACGGGAGUGCCCAGUCUCGAGUCGGGCGAGGUCUUUCACAGCAGCAGCCAAACAUCAGCAGUCGCUCCUAUAUAUUUUUGGGGAAUUGUUUCGUGUGUGCUGUGUGUGGGGUAAAAAAGUGUCUAAAAGAAACAAAAAUAAAUUUCUGUUUAUCCAGCGGAGAUUUUUCGCCAUUUUUUGAAUUUGAUUUCAUUUUCCCGCCACACAUAGUGAUUAUUUCGGACACUUAAUUAUUACUUGAAAUUUGUCUCGAUGAUAUCGCUUCCGAAUUGCAGAAACAGCAGUGCUGCGAGGUGUUUUAUCCCAUCGGGCUCAAAAGUGAGUGGACAAGACGAGUUGCCAUCAGUGACAUGUACUAUAUCCUCAUCGCACAAUCGAUCGAAAUGAAAUAAGGAGCAAUUAAGGAGCCAUUCAAGUGGGUCAAACUCGUGCGGUGCUUUUCAGUUGAUGGUGAAUGUGUGGAUGGUCGUGCCGUGUGAAUUGUGUUCUCUGCCGUGUGCUGCGCUGUCUUCACAUGUAUGAAGUGCAAAGUGUUUCCGUGCUGACGACAAUUUGAAUCGCAAUAGAAUAAUAGAAAAUAUAGAACAAUUGAUUAUACACACUCGGAUUAAUUGCUGCAAUUCAAACGUUCAAAGAGAUUCUUAGAUAAUACGUUGACAAAAUCAAAAAGGGACUUUCAGAUGAUGUGCUGUGACGCCAGUGUCGUUCAAUCUCUAAGCAGCAGCAGUGCCGACAGUUGUUCUAUUCUAUUACGUUAUUAUUCCUCAUCAUCGACUUAUAAUCAUUCGCCUCUCGGCUGUUAGAUAUUUCGCGACUUAAAUAGAUGAUCAAAGGAGAGGGCCGACGUCAUUGGGUUGUUGGUCGUGUGUGACACAAUCGCUCCUCCUCUCUUUAUACUCUCCCUCCGGCCGGAUAUAUAAUAUUUCCAGUAUAUAGGAGAGUGAGAUCUGUCCUCCUAUUUACUUGGGUGUUGCAGCUCGCCCUGAUGUGUUUUGUGCUGAAGACGACGAGACUAGCUCUCAGCACAUCCUCCUUCAGCAGACGACGCCCUCGUCUUUUUAUCGAUAGCUAUAUUCCAGCAUCACGUAAUAAAACAAUCGAAUACGUCACCCUUUUCCCAGCAGCAGCAGCAGACAACGCCAGCACCCAAUGACGUCCAUCAGUUAACAGCCCCGAAAUUUUGGCACAAUUUUUAACUAGCCAGUGACGAAAUCACAAACUGCCAAAAUAAGAAUAACGAAAUAAGACACACAAGUUUUGUUGGUUGGAAAAUGAACAACAGCAGCACUCUAAUGGCUGUCUUGAUCUUCUUGAUAUUGGCCAUUUUGGAUCCGCAAUUGAGGCUCAUUAGCCAAUCGUCGUGUCAAGCUUCGCCCAGUUCGAUCCAGAACAACGUGACGGCCAUUCUGGACAAGCUGCAGCGCGGCUACGACAAACGCGUCCGACCUAAUUACGGUGGGCCACCGGUUGAAGUCGGCGUCACAAUGUUCAUCAUCUCCAUCAGUUCCGUCUCUGAAGUUCAAAUGGAUUUCACGACGGAUUUCUACUUCCGCCAGUACUGGAAGGACCCCCGCUUAGCGUUUGAUCGUCUGCCGGGCGUGGAGAGGAUCAUGGUGAGCACGGAAUACCUGAAAAACAUUUGGGUGCCGGACACGUUUUUCGCCAACGAGAAAUCCAGUUACCUGCACAUGGCGACGACGUCCAACGAGUUUCUGCGCAUCACCCAUCUCGGUGAAAUCAAUCGAAGCAUCAGGUUGACAAUCACGGCCUCCUGUCCGAUGAAUCUCCAAUACUUUCCAAUGGACCGUCAAUUAUGUUCCAUCGAGAUUGAAAGUUUUGGAUUCGCCAUGUCUGAAAUCACUUACCAUUGGCUGGGUGGUAAGAAGGCGGUGGACGUUUCACCUGACGUCCAGCUGCCGCAGUUUCACGUGCUGGGCUAUCGGCAGGGUUACCGAGUCGAGAUGUUAACCACAGGCAACUAUUCGCGAAUGUCGCUGGAGAUCCAGUUCGUGCGCUCGAUGGGCUACUACCUGAUCCAGAUUUACAUUCCGUCCGGUUUGAUUGUCAUCAUCUCGUGGGUUUCCUUCUGGCUCAACAGGCAAGCCACGCCAGCUCGGGUUUCGCUCGGCGUCACCACCGUCCUGACCAUGACGACGCUCAUGUCCUCCACCAACGCUGCCUUGCCAAAGAUUUCCUACGUCAAGUCCAUCGACAUCUUCCUCGGCACCUGUUUCGUCAUGGUCUUUGCCUCUCUCCUCGAGUACGCGACGGUGGGCUACGUGGAGAAGCGGAUCCGGCUGCGCAAGACCCAAUACCAAAUGAUGCAAAAGUUGGUGGAGAGUCGGAAAAAGACGGUGACGGUGGCCUUAGACUCUGCGGAGAUGGAACACGCUCCCAGACAGACGGAGGUGCGAUUCCUGAUGGGUCCGCACGGGAAGGCGAUGCCGAUCCACGAGACGUCGUCGUCUGGCCAGCAGCACCCGAUGAUGCCGCCGUCGGCUGUGGGCUGCCAGGCGAUGGUCAACAACAGCAGUGGCGGCGGCGCCAUGAUCAUCAACGGUCCGAGGAUCGACGAGGAGGCGACGGCCGUCAUGAUCCCGCCGGGCAAGGAUCUCAACAAACUCUACGGGUUCACGCCGUCCGACAUUGACAAGUACUCGCGGGUCGUCUUUCCCGUCUGCUUCAUCUGCUUCAAUCUCAUGUACUGGAUCAUCUACUUGCAUAUCUCCGACGUCGUGGCAGACGAUCUCGAAUUCAUCAACCGCGGUUGAUGCUGUAAUAUCCUGAUAAUAAUAAUAAUAUCGAUUAUUAUUAUUAUAUAAUAUCAUAUAUAGAAAAGCGGCCGACCCAUCAAAGUGAAAGGAAAAACUCUUCUCUGUGUGUGCUGUGUGUAAUCACGUGCUGCUAAAAGAUCAAACGACAUCAAUAACUGCACCAGAUAUUAUAUUAUAGACACAAUUGCUGUCUAUAUAUCUAUUACAAAACUGUGCCGUCUUAUAUAAUCAAUAUUAUAUAUGUACAAGUGCUGUGUGUGUGUGUUUCGAUCGAGUUUUGAUUCCCAAUCAGCUCGUCUUCGUAUAAAGACAAGAAAAGUGGGAAAUCUUGUUGAGAGAUAUAAUAUAUCUGAUCGAUUUCUGUGCUGUGUGUGCUUAUAGUUGCGAUCUCUCUUCUCCAUCAUCAUCCAUAGCAUUCUUUUAUAUAUCUCCUUUAUUUUCUUCGGCAGGGGGGAGUUAUAUAAGAAGAAAAAGAGCUACACUAUUAUAUAUAUAUUGCUUUGUCGAUCAUCUCAUCCUCGCUCUUUUAUUUUUAGCUCACACACAAGGAUCGGGCGCCAGCAGCACAGCAGCGUUCGAUCAAACUCUUUCCGAUUGCUCACCAGCAGGGCCCCCCUUUUCUCUCUCUCUCUACAACACAUCACCAAUCGAUCGCCCGCGUUUUUCCAUCACACCCAAAUCGAGUUGUUUUCUCCUGCAGCAUGUAUACAUCGUCAAAAGAGCCAAUUCUUCUUCAUAUAUCCUCUCUCCGCGGGCGUUUUUCUCUCUUUUUUUGUGAUUCCAUUUUCUUGUACACAUGACAUUCUUUUGUCAAUCGAUUCUCUCUCUCUUAUAUUCGCCGACGAUGAUGCCAUUGUCUCCCUUUUCUAUUCCGACACACAAGUGGAUGAUCGCUGUGUGCUGCUAGCGGGGGCGAUCGAAAUAACAACAACACGCAGUUGAACCUUCGACCUUUUGACAUUUUCUAUUAUAUAGACCAGCAUCGCCCAGCAUCAAUGCUAAGGCUUUGAUCUCUAUUCUUUUCGCAGUUGGCUUCUUUACAAAACAACAAACCCAGACAUUCCAGCACACACAUAUAAGACAAAAAAAGAAAUCAAUAAAUUAUAUAAAUUGACCUAUUAUUACAUAAUGUUGUAUAUAAAUAUCAUAUAAUGCAUCCGCUAUAUAUUAUACGCUGUACAAUGGUUGCUGCUGUUGAAACACACAAGUUCUUGAUCAAUUUCGAUUCGAAGAAAUCGAUAAAUGUCUCCAAGUUCGGACGAUACGUGGUCGCGCGAUUUACAUAUUCUAUAUAUAAUAUCGAUCUUAAUAUAUAAAUAUAUCUAUUGUGGCGCUAUAUACGAAAUGUAUUCUUAUCAUUUAAAAGAAACCCCUUUUUUCUUUUGGCGAAUAUAGCUAUUUUGUACAUAUGUUACUACAUCACCACGACUUAUAUAAUAUACACACUCCCCCGUCCCGAUUAAAUUAUUCCUUUUUGAUACGACGAUUAUAUUAUAUUAUACACACAACACGGCAGACAAAUUGUAUAAAAUUCUAUUGAAUGUAUAAAACUAUCGUGGGUGGCGUCAUUCUCUUUCUCUAAUAAGGUCAAAGGAUGUUUUAAAAAAGGAAAAAGAUUUUGUUUUUUAUUUUUUAAUUUAUAUAUACGUCCAUGCUCAAAAAUCAUUAUCUGUAAAACACACGAACCUCCCCUCCCCCUUCUUUGACAUAUUCGCCCACACCUGCUGCUGAUUGUGUAAAACUGAAAAUGUCAAAAUAAGGAAUAACGAAAAAAAAAAGAAAAUAAGAAAAAAUAUAAAAAUUAUCCAUGCACAAUUAUGUAAAACACUCCAAUCGUCUCGACUCUCUCCCAUAUGCUCACAUUUUUUAAGAAUUAUAAUUUUUCCAGAAAAUCGAAAGAAAAAACGACAAAAUUAUAUUUGUGUUUUAAAUUGAUUACUAUUUAAUUAUAUUAUAUAUAUUACGCGUUCGUGCUGCGUCUGCUGUGCUGCUGUGGUGGUUGUGCAUGGGAUCUAUUUUUAUGUUGAUGUUUUUCUUGAUUUUAUUACGUCUAAUUAUGUUGUGAUCGUUUCAAUGUUAUAUUACAAAACACACACAAUUAUAUAUCGUUUGCGUGGAUGUUGUGUAUAAUUGUCUGACAUAUGUAAUAUGUUUUGUUAUGUAUCCUUUGUAAAACCACGAAUAUUAAACCACACUUUGCGAGGCUCCCCCAUGAUCUCUCUCUCAAAUAAAUCCCCCCUCCCCUUUUAAAAUAAUUAUAAUAUACAUGCAUAAAUCUAUAUCUAUAUUCUUAAUUUUCCAAAUAAGAAUAUAAUUCUAAAAAACCAAAAAUUUUAAAUUAUUAACGAUCUCCCUGAUUUAUGUUUUAUAAUUUUCGGUUUUCUAUUCAUUUGAUCUCGUUUGUACACACCUUUUUCAUUGAUAUAUAGGCGUGUAUGACAUCUUUCCCUGUUUGAAGAUGUUUAUUCGCUGGCCUAUGUAUUAUAUAAUCUUGUUAUAAAAAAACAAAUAAUUUCCAAACACACAAGUUAAAUAAAUAUACAAAUCAACACGUUUAUAUAUUGUUCAUUCACAUACCUUUACAUAGGCCUCCCUAUUUCUUAUCCCCCCUCCCAACAACAAAAAAACCCAUCAAAUUAAUUGUAUUAACCAACAAAAGGCGCAGCAGCACAUUAUAUAAUAAUAAUAAUACCCGCAGAAAAUGAUAAAAACUAAUAUAUAUUAUUGUACAUGCUGCAUAAUUCAUUAUUCAUUUACAUAUUCUAUAUACUUGUAUCAUGAUAUGACGUGGACUCUUGCUUUCAAUAUAAACGCACCGAAACCAAACCGCAGAAAUAAUUUCUAAUAAAAAUCGAUAAAAAUAUCUAUUA